AAGAGGAUAUGCUCGCGUGACACUGCACUAGCGCCCACGGCUCGGCUCGGACAAAGUGGGGAUCCGCUUCUUGGAUCUGAUAUCGAUAUCCAGAAGAUUGGACGGAUUCGCAAAUCCGACUAUCCAAGAGUAAGGGGUAUCUUAAAUACCUUGCCUAAACCGACGAAACAGCCGAAUGGGGAUCUUUACAGGCCAGUCGAACAACGACGGCCAAUCAUGCAGUGUGAAUGGACACAUCAGUAUGCGAUUCCGAAAUUGCGACGCGAAGGAAUUUUACAUAGCUAA
This is a messenger RNA of Penicillium soppii, 285 nucleotides long. RefSeq lists its product as uncharacterized. NCBI's taxonomy places the organism in Eukaryota, Fungi, Ascomycota, Eurotiomycetes, Eurotiales, Aspergillaceae. The record is from RefSeq and is a predicted model, not a curated record. The annotation marks the transcript as partial. The transcript has 3 exons.